AUUGUUCUUUGCGCAACUGUCUGGAUCAAAAAAAGAUUCUUCGUCAUUUCUGCUUUUCUUUCUCUCCUGCAUAAACAAUUGGUUGGUUGAAUUCAAUGGAACAAAUGGACAGAUAUGAAGGUGCGGAAUUUCGAUUACCGCCACUUGAAGGCAUAUGGGAACCAGCUUUUCGAAUACCUUUCAUUUCGUACUUUCUUCUGUUCCAAAUUGUAGGCUAUUGCAUUCGGACAUAUGCAUGGAAGAGCUAUAGUGGUUUCAGGCAGUAUCGAUUGCGCAAUUUAACGCUAUGUUUAAUCCAUUCAAGUAUCACUGGUCUGUGCUCAUUUGUAUUUUCUAUAACCCAUCAACAAGUAAUGCUAGAAGAAACGAUACAUUGGUAUAGUUCAUGGGCCGUACAACUUCCUAUUCUAUCUAUGGCAUAUUUUAUCUGUGAUACGAUGGAUAUGUUAAGGCAUGAAAUCUCGAAAUGGACCAUCGAAUUACUAUUUCACCACGCUGCAAGUGUAUUUGCUUUCGCUUCAGCUGUUCUUCCUCGUAAAUUCAUCCCAUACACCUAUUGGGCUCUCCUAAUGGAAAUUAAUAGCAUCUUUUUACAUCUUCGUUCAUUAAUGCAAAUUACUGGCAAUAAUACUUUGAAGCAAAGCCUUUUCCGAGUAAUUCAAUUUGCAAACAUUAUUACAUUUGUCAUAUUUCGAUUUGCUGUGCAAAUAUGGCAGAUUAAUUGGGCAUGGAUAAAUUACCAUCGUUUUCAUAUCUUUUAUACGGGAAUUGCAUUUAUUGGUGGAGCAUUUUUCCUUAUCAUUAAUAUGAUUUUGUUUGUGCGAGUUUUGGCAUCUGACGGAUACUUGGGAGAAUUUGGCCGGCAGCAUACAGCUAUUAACCGUGACUCUCAAAAACCAAUUCGCAUUACGGAAGAUACGAAAAACAGCUGAUUGAGUCACUUUUCCAUUUGUGUCCACUACUGAUCGCUCAUUGCUUCUUUCAGUUCGAUUCCAUCACACUGCUUUUUCCUAACAUAUUUUUAAUCAGGAAAAAGUUAUAUGAGUUAAUAAUCGAAGGAAGUAUUACAUUAAUGUUAGCGAUUUAAAUGUUCAUAUUUCGUUAAAUUUCAACAUUUUAAAAUGUGCCCUCCGUUGUUUUUCUAUGGUAUGUUAUUCGGGUCUAAUUUUCUCCGUAUUAGCUGCCAUCAUCCAUAUGUUUCUUUCUGCGUCAUCUAUCAUCUUUUUAGCAGUAUUCAUAAUGUGGCUUAAUUAAGUGUGCAACGAUAACAUUUCCUUUU
Messenger RNA from Loa loa (African eye worm), 1279 nucleotides. RefSeq lists its product as hypothetical. Gene Ontology annotation, cellular component: plasma membrane. NCBI's taxonomy places the organism in Eukaryota, Metazoa, Nematoda, Chromadorea, Rhabditida, Onchocercidae. The transcript is spliced from 7 exons. The record is from RefSeq and is a predicted model, not a curated record. The coding region runs from base 96 to 932 and encodes 278 amino acids. Gene Ontology annotation, biological process: regulation of membrane lipid distribution; phospholipid homeostasis; plasma membrane organization.